AUGGUGUCCCGAUUCGCGUACUUUGUUACAGCGCUGGUGGUUGGAACCUGGUGGUGUUGCAACGGACUUCCUUCGCCGCCGGUGACUACCCGUACUAACAUGGCCGAUAUUGUGGGUAUUAUACUGCACACGCACUUUCGAACACCGUUUGCUACGACGCUCGUGACGGUGCGAAGCGCCACCCAGGAAGGACAGUGGAGGUUGCUGGAUCUACUCGAACGGUUACUGGUCCGACACGGUCAAGGUCAGCUGGUGGUGCAGCUGGAAGCGAUUGGAACCGGCACCCAUCGGCAACCACCCUGGUCGCGUACUGUGCUGCUGGCGGAGAGUUAUGAUGCGCUGCGUACCGUCUUCCCGGAAGUGACGUUGGAUCGGUUCGAUUUCUCCGGCUGCUAUCUGAUCGUGCUGGAAGACGCACCAGUAACGCUCGGUACCGUCGAUCGCAUCUUUCACGAGCUCUGGAUGCGGCAGAUCGUGAACGUGGUCGUCGCGCUGCAACCUACCGACGAUCGAACCGGCCCGGUACAGCUCUGGACGUAUUAUCCCUUUUCGCCCGGUUUGUGCCGCAUCCCGAAACCCCAACUGCUGUUCACCUGGCCAAACGAUACCGUCCUGUACGGUGUGAACUUCUACCCACCGAAGAAUGUCCAGUUCCACGGCUGUCCGUUGCGGGUUGGUAGCUUCGAGACGCGCCCAUUUACGGUCCUUUCGGUGAGUUACGGGACGGCGGCAGGGACCGGGCCCACACUAUCCGGGUUCGAGGGCGAUCUGCUGCAAAGCCUGGCCCGACAGUUAAACUUCGAGGUGAAUGUGCGUGUGCCACCGCGCGACCAACAGUGGGGUGAUGCAGCGUUCGAGAACAGCACCGGCAUGAUGCGGAUGAUCUAUACCGAGGAGGUGGAUUUCGGACUUUCCUGUCUCGGGGUGUCGUACGAGCGUACUGCCAUGCUGAAGGCGGGCAAAAUACACUUCACCACCGAGCUAGUGGUGGUGGUACCACACGGUAUACCCUACACCGCCUUCGAGAAGCUGUUUCAACCCUUCCAGGUUAUGACCUGGCUCACGUUCGGGCUCUGCACCGUUACAGCGUUCGUCGUGGUUGCCGCGUUGCGGCUACUGCCCGAUGAUGGUACCCGAGCGACCGUCCGACGCUACAUCACCGGCAAACGACCACUUCGUUCACCCAUCCUGAAUAUUGUGCGCGUGCUGCUAGCUGUACCGCUACCUAUCACCCCGUUCGGUACCUUCCCACGCACGCUCCUAUUCCAAUGGAUGCUCGUUUCGCUGCUGAUGAACCUGCUCUACCAGGGUUCGAUGUUCCAGUAUCUUCAGCGUGCCUCAACGCACCCGCCAAUGAUGACGCUGGCCGAGAUCGAUCGUUCAGGCGCACUGUACCACAUCAGCAAGUCGGGACGCCGCUAUUUCGAACCGUUUCCCCAACGGCUGCACCGGUUACGCUACUUUCCCAACGUCCCGGACAGCAUUGCUGCCCGGCUGCGCUGGAUGGGUUCCCAUCCGGAAGAUCCGAACGUUGCGAUGUGUACGCGAGAUCACGUCGCUUACUAUAACGCGCAGCACAGCCGAACUGGUAGACAGCUGCUUAUUGCGCGCGAAAUGAUGGCCCUGUACACGGUUACCAUACUCUACCCGAAACGGUCCAUGCUCACCGACAGCUUCAACGAACACGUCGAACGGAUCGAUUCAUCCGGUUUGCUCAAGUACUGGUCUGGCCGCUACGGUGACUAUCAUUUUCUCGGCUCGCGACGACCCGACCGUCGUACCGAACCGACCCCGAUCAAUCUUAGGCAAAUCACCGGUGCAGUACAACUCCUGCUCGGAAUGCUAUUCGCCUCAACCGUAGUAUUUCUCGCCGAGCUUGGUUGGGCACGGCACACACACACAAGCACCAUUCCCGAACCAAUCAUUAAACCACUCAAAGAGUAUAUUAACUAA
Anopheles marshallii is the source of this 1953-nucleotide messenger RNA. RefSeq lists its product as uncharacterized. The transcript has a single exon. Gene Ontology annotation, cellular component: membrane. Bases 1 to 1953 code for a protein of 650 amino acids. NCBI's taxonomy places the organism in Eukaryota, Metazoa, Arthropoda, Insecta, Diptera, Culicidae. The record is from RefSeq and is a predicted model, not a curated record. Gene Ontology annotation, molecular function: glutamate-gated receptor activity.